Hippoglossus stenolepis (Pacific halibut) is the source of this 939-nucleotide messenger RNA. RefSeq names its product olfactory receptor 146-like. The transcript has a single exon. Gene Ontology annotation, molecular function: olfactory receptor activity. The record is from RefSeq and is a predicted model, not a curated record. Bases 4 to 939 code for a protein of 311 amino acids. Lineage: Eukaryota; Metazoa; Chordata; Actinopteri; Pleuronectiformes; Pleuronectidae. Gene Ontology annotation, cellular component: membrane. Gene Ontology annotation, biological process: G protein-coupled receptor signaling pathway.
UUGAUGGAAAACUUCACGUUGAACAGCGUCACCCUGCAGCUGGAGGGGUUAAAGGUCACACAGGUUUCUGUCUACCCAGUCUUCUUCUUCUUCUUCCUCUCCUACAUCCUCAUCAUCUUAGCAAACAUCGGCAUCGUGGUGCUGGUGUUCAUAGAUAAGAACCUUCACCAGCCCAUGUACCUGCUCUUCUGUAACCUGCCCGUCAAUGACAUCGUGGGAAACUCCAUCAUGUUGCCCCGGGUGCUGUCAGACAUCCUGCGUCCGCCCUCCGAGCGCCUCAUCAGCUACUACGAGUGUGUGCUUCAGGCGUUCACCACUCACAUGUUCGGCACCACCUCUCACACGAUACUGAUGAUCAUGGCCUUUGACAGAUACGUGGCCAUCUGUAAUCCUCUGCGUUACGCCGCCAUCAUGACCAACAAGAUGGUGGUCAAGCUGACCGUGUCUGCCUGGGGCGUGGCCUUUGUUCUGGUGGGGAUUCUGCUGGGUUUGACCAUAAGACUGAACCGAUGCAGGACAAUGAUCAUGAAUCCUUACUGUGACAACGCCUCGCUGUUCAAACUCUCCUGUGAGAGUGUGUUUAUUAACAAUGUCUACGGCCUCACGUUCACCGUGGUCCUGCUCUCAGCUUCUAUUGGCAGCAUAGUUCUCACCUACGCUAAGAUCACAGUCGUGUGUGUGACCAGUAAGAACCAGUCUCUGAACAGUAAGGCCCUGAAGACCUGCAGCACUCACCUGAUGGUGUACCUGAUCAUGCUGUGUAGUGGAAUGGUCACCAUUACUCUGCACCGCUUCCCUCAGUACUCUGACUACAGGAAGCUGUCGGCCAUUCUGUUUCACGUCAUCCCCGGCAGCUUGAACCCCGUAAUAUACGGAGUCCAGUCCAAAGAGAUACGAAGGUUUCUGUCUAAACUGAUUCAGUCCAGAAAAGUCUCAUAA